Messenger RNA from Biomphalaria glabrata, 4643 nucleotides. RefSeq names its product solute carrier family 45 member 3-like. The transcript is spliced from 7 exons. Bases 1132 to 2877 code for a protein of 581 amino acids. NCBI's taxonomy places the organism in Eukaryota, Metazoa, Mollusca, Gastropoda, Planorbidae. The record is from RefSeq and is a predicted model, not a curated record. Gene Ontology annotation, biological process: transmembrane transport. Gene Ontology annotation, molecular function: sucrose:proton symporter activity. Gene Ontology annotation, cellular component: membrane.
AGAUUUGGUUUGAAGUUGACCAGGAUUAUUUGUCAAUGGGCGAGCACUCGCAUUGUUAUUGUUGUUUAUAUUUCUUUUCGUAAUAUUUAAUAUUGUACUUUCUCACCAAUCCCAGAUUCAGAUCUAGAUUCUAGAUCUAGAAUAGAUCUAAAAUCUAGACGUCUAGAGAUGGAACUAGAGGCCUAGAAUCCAAUCUAUUUAGGCCUUAAAGCGGUAUUAGUUUACCUUAUACUUAUAGCAAGCUACUUUCACGGAAACAAAAUCAUGAGAACAAAAUACCACUAAGACUAAGACUGCUUUAUUGAUCCUUACGGAAAUUUGUUGUGAUUACAAGGAUUCUAGAGAGAAAUGUAGAAAUGGGAACAGGAAUGUGUUCGAAGGACUGACUUUUUGUUGUUGGAGAUAGAGGUGGAGGGAAGAAUAAGUCAAAGUGCUACUAAAUGGGCCCAAAAUAUGAGAGCGUGUGAGUGUCUGGGGCGCAUUAUGAAUUUACAUUUGCAUGACUCCCAAAGAAAGCAGAAGUUUUGUGCAUAACAAGAAUUGCAGAUCAGGCUGUGUGUUCACUUAGGCAUAUUCUGAAAUGAUUAUAUCUCUGGCUAUGUCAACAUCUGGAAGGGAAAAUGGCCAACAACAAUUGAUUGAACAGUGGACUAGGAUUUGUUUUAUUGUGACUACAAUUUGUGGAGGGCAUUGGUGAUUUAAAAUAUUCUUGGAUUUCAUUUUUUUCGAGCAACAGAUGUGUUGCUUCCUUUAAAAGAAAGUUUUGGUGUUAUUGACCAAAGACUGUUUUCUUAAACUGAUAAGGCUGACUAUCUGUUCUUAUGUUAGUUUGUACCAAAAUGCCUUGAAACAAAUAGUAUCUCCAAGUGGUAAGCGUUACUUAUCGUAAUGUACCACUCUACCACUAAACCAGAUGGUUGAGAUGGAGAACAUUCCAGUGACAUUUUUAAAUCCUGUUCAAAUCUGUUUUACUUUUUGAAGGAAAAAAAAGGAAGGUUUUCAGUGUGCUACUAGAUCUAAAGACCAGCCUUUGAGGAUUGGCUCCGACCUCUGCAACCAUCGUGCUCCUUGAGGAUACUGCAACAAGACUCUAUGAUGUCCAAGUUCUAGGCUCGACACAGAGGCGUCUCCAUGGAGUCUCUCUCGGCCGUCGUCUUGGACGGCGGUCACGGCUCUCACGCCAGGGUGCCGACUAAGACAAUCUCCAUGGUGCAGAUGUUGCUGCUGAAUGCAGUGGUGUGCGGCAUUGAGAUCGUAGCCUGCGCCGGCUUCACCUACAUCCCUCCCAUGCUGCUCAAGGCUGGCUACUCUGAGGAGAACGUGGGUUUCCUCCUAGGCAUGGGCCCUUUAUUCGGGUUUCUCUUGGUCCCCAUAAUCGGAAGGGCCAGCGAUAGGUGCUACAGCCCAUUCGGCCGGAGAAGGCCGUUCAUCGUCGCCCUGGCCAUCAUGCUGGUCUUUUCCCUCUACUUAAUCCCUUUCGGCGAAUAUUUUGCCUCCCUGGUGGUGGGCGUGUCAGCCCUGAGCAAGAAAAUCGGUUUCAUCAGCUUGACCGUGGGAGUGGUGCUGCUGGACUUCACUACCCAGGCCUCACUGACCCCUUGCGAGGCUCUGCUCAACGAUGCUUCCAAAGACUCGGAACAGAACGAGAAGAUUUUCACUGUCUACUCUCUAAUGAUCAGCUCUGGUGGGAUACUUGGAUACGCCUUGACCGCCAUAGAUUGGACCUCCACUCCACUGGGGGAGUACUUUGGCGGACAGGAAGCCACUAUAUUUUCAGUGCUUAUAAUUGUGUUCACAUCCAUGUUGUCGGCGACUCUUAUGGUUGCCAAGGAAGUACCUUUGUCCAUGAUCCCCGUCGACAUCUCCACUAUAUCAUCCACCAAUCAUCACUCCGUGCCCAAGCAGGUGAUCGCCCACGAGAGCGGCUACGAGUCCAGUGGGAACUCUUCAGAAGAAGGGCUGCCCUUCAGUGAGCAGGGCAUUUCAAGAGGCUCUAGGGGGCGAGGCUACUCUGAAAGCGUCGACCUGCGCCUCAGGCCGCUCAAGAGGUACUGCAGCCUAGUGACUAGCUACUGCUUCACCAAGAGCAGGUUUCUGAACAAUUUAGUGACGUGUCUUCGUUGGCUAGGGAGGCAGCUCCUCCCACAGCAGCUGGUUCAGCUCUUUAAGGUGCCACUGGUGUUGAAGAUGUUGGCCUUGGCAGACUACUGUGCUUGGACGGCUAUCAUGGGCUUCAACAUAUACUACACUGACUAUGUGGGGCAGGUUGUAUAUGGAGGCAACCCAAAUGCUCCUCCCAUGAGUGUUGAAGGAAGAGCCUAUGACGAGGGAGUUCGUGUGGCCAGCUGGGGUCUGCUCCUUCACUGCAUCUGCUCUGCUGUUUUCUCUUUCUUCAUUGAGCGCCUGACCGAGUCCUAUGGCUACAAGACAACCUUCAGCCUGGGCAUGGUAUCUUUUGUGUUCUCCAUGAUGGGGAUGGUGCUCAUACGCCACAUCUACUUUGUCAACCUCAUGGCUGCUGUGACAGGGUUUGCCUACUCCACAAUCACCACCAUUCCAUUCAUGUUGGUCUCAAAGUAUCAUGCAGAUAAAAAGGUUUAUUUUGCUGACUUACCUCCUGCAUUACUGUGUGACACAGAGCGUGGCAUUGGUUCAGACAUUGCUGUCCUAGACUGGUCCUACUUUUUGUCGCAAGUGAUCAUGACCGCUGCCAUGGGUACCAUCGUCCAUAUCACAGGUACCAUUGUGUCCUAUAUGGUAACUGCUGGGGCAAUGGGCAUCCUGUCUAUUUAUUACAUCGGUAAAAUUAUUGAGAAUGAGCAGCAGGCCCGGAGGUGUAUUACAAGCAAGAGCAAUCAGCAUAUUAGGUUUUUAUAAAAUGUGUAGGAACCGUGUUAUGGAUUCUGUUCUAUAAGAAUAUUUUAUUUGGACAUACAUGUUUAUACAGCGGGAUUUUUAAUGUUGGCAACUGUUGUUUUUUUAUGGUUUACCUUUUAUGUAUUUGAUGUUUUUGUUUUACAAAACAAAUUGCCAUAAUAAUUAUUUGUACCCAAAUGUGCUUCAAUCCAUUUUAUAAUAUUUCUUUCUUUGUGGUUUGUACACAUGCUUGUGAUUCUACUUUUUUUUUUAUUAUAUUGAAUAUGGACAUGAAUUGUUUCUUUUUUAAUUAUUGUCACUUACUUCAGUUACUGUUUUUGCUGUAAGAAGAGAAAUAUGUUCCACUGCUUAAACCUUAAACAAUUUGUGUUAGUUGGUGCUUUUGAAUUAUCAAAUUAUUGUUAGAAACUUAAAUGCUCAGUUCAAUUGUUACAUUUUAAAAUCUUGUGGAAUAUCUACGAAAUGUACAUGUGCUAGAUAGUUAUUUCUACUUCACACUUAGGUUACUCAAUGUAUAUAGAGUUUGUGGUAGGUCUACAUUGUUACUUUGUGAGAUAGUCAGUGGUUUAAAAACAAAUACACAAAAGAUUAUUUUAAAUUGUGUAUCUAUUGCAGGGUAAGGGAAGUAACUAGUGGUGUUUAUGAAGAUCAGUGAGAAACUAUGGUUUUGUUGUCCACCACAUUGCAAACACAAAUUUUGAUUUUAAAACUUAUUAAGUACAGCAUGGCACAUGUUUGUGGCACUAUCUAAUGAAAACUGUAUUUGUUGGACAUUGUAAAACUUGUUUUGUGUGAUCAACAUAAAGAAGCACAAACUCAUGUAACAGAGGCAUAGUUACAAUCAAUUUUUCAAUUUACUAUAUUCCUGAAAGUGACAAUUUAGAUCUGCAAUAAUUUUAUAUUACCAUAGGAAGACCAACAGCAGGAUGAAGCUGAGCUCAAUUUACAACCUUCCCCCCCCCCCCCUUUCCAUUUAUUCAAGUAGAUUGUUUAUAUGACAUUUUAUACACUUUUGUUUAGUACAUUAAUUAGUCUUUUGUUAUCGGUACAUCAAUUAGUUUUUUGUUAUCUGUACAUUAAUUAGUCUUUUGUUAUCAGUACAUCAAUUAGUUUUUUGUUAUCUGUACAUUAAUUAGUCUUUUGUUGCCGGUACUAUUUGCUUUCUCCAUUGCCAGUCCUAGCAUUUCAACUGAUGUCUUCCAUGGGUAUAACAUUUUUGCUUGUAAUUAUUCUUAGUUUGCAUUCAUCCAAAGAUAGAGCUAAAGCCAUUGAUUGUUUUUAACUCAUCCGUUUAGAAAAUGUUGACUUGAUAUUAAAAACAUUUCUACAGAUAUUUUUAUCAGCAAUUAAUGCACUAAAGAACAAGGUUAUUUAGCCAUGUGUCUCUGCAAGGAGUAAAUUGUGAAAUGUUUACCACUAGCUCAGUGUUUCACAAACUUUCAACAUAUGCGUACCCCUUCAAUAAAUUUAGUAACUCUGAGUACCACUCGCCCCCCUCCCUCCAAAAAGAAUAAUUAUCAAAAGUAAUAAAUGAAAAAUAUUUUUUUUUCUAAAAAAAUGUAAAUAAAUGUUAUAUUAUAAAUAACAUUAAUUUGCAUCAAUGAGAAGGAGAACCAUAGUUAAUAUGUACCCCAUUCAAACUCUUCUUGUACCCCUGGGGGUAUGCGUGCCCCACUUUGGAAAACACUGCUCAAUGGGACUCUUGACUUGAUUCUGGGCUUCAAGGACCAGAAUUAUUUCUUCUUUUUGUCAUGUCAUUUACUGCU